CACUCCCUUACUCUUAAGUCUACGUAACUGCUUCUCUUCUCAGUUUCCCUACCCACAUUGUCUCAUAACAAAAUAAUAAACAUUUCCUGAAAGUUGUUCAAUAAAAAAAAAAAAAAAACAUUUCCUGAAAAAAAAAAAUACUUUCUUUUGUUGCUUAACUUUAUAAAUCUUCUCUAACGACUUUUUAGGAAGUUUUGGUUUGUGUGUUUGUGUUUGCGUGUGACUAAGUCACUGAAGAGUAGAGAAAAAGAAAGUUCUUAGCUUUGGAUGAAACACUGUCUUAUUCCUCUCCUCUUCUCUUGGGUUUGAAGAUAUAAAAGAUGGCUACACUUUCUGAUAUUGGUGUUUCAGCUGGGAUAAACAUCUUAAGUGCAUUCAUUUUCUUCAUAAUCUUUGCGGUUUUGAGGCUCCAGCCUUUCAACGACAGAGUUUACUUCUCCAAAUGGUACCUCAAGGGGUUGAGAAGCAGCCCUUCUCGUGGUGGCGCCUUUGUACAGCGCUUUGUGAACUUGGACUUCAGGGCUUACUUGAAGUUCUUGAAUUGGAUGCCUGAGGCUUUGAAGAUGCCUGAGCCUGAGCUGAUUGAUCAUGCUGGUUUGGAUUCAGUUGUGUAUCUCAGGAUUUACUGGCUUGGGCUUAAGAUCUUUUUUCCAAUAGCAGUUCUUGCGUGGGCGGUUCUUGUGCCAGUCAACUGGACUAACAACACGUUGGAGUUGGCUAGGGAGCUAAAGAAUGUAACUUCGAGCGAUAUUGAUAAACUAUCUGUUUCGAAUAUCCCAGAGUAUUCAAUGAGGUUUUGGACCCAUAUAGUGAUGGCAUAUGCUUUUACCAUCUGGACUUGUUAUGUGUUGAUGAAAGAAUAUGAGACGAUUGCUAACAUGAGGUUACAGUUUGUUGCAUCAGAAGCUCGUCGACCUGACCAAUUCACUGUUCUUGUCAGAAAUGUACCUCCAGAUGCAGAUGAAUCUGUUAGUGAACUGGUGGAGCAUUUCUUCCUGGUCAAUCACCCUGAUCACUACCUGACAAAUCAGGUUGUAUGCAAUGCAAACAAGCUAGCUGAUUUGGUGAAAAAGAAGAAAAAGAUGCAAAACUGGCUUGAUUAUUACCAGCUCAAAUACGCUAGACAUAACUCUCAGAGAAUCAUGGUGAAGCUUGGCUUCCUUGGGCUGUGGGGACAAAAAGUGGAUGCAAUCGAACACUACAUUGCUGAAAUAGACAAAAUAUCAAAAGAGAUAGCUAAAGAAAGAGAAGAAGUGGUGAAAGAUCCCAAGUCCAUUAUGCCAGCAUCUUUUGUCUCCUUCAAAACUCGUUGGGCUGCUGCUGUCUGUGCUCAAACUCAACAGACCCGGAACCCGACCCAAUGGCUAACCGAAUGGGCUCCAGAGCCUCGUGAUGUGUACUGGCCAAACCUUGCUAUCCCAUACGUUUCUCUAACCGUUAGAAGACUGUUAAUGCAUGUUGCCUUCUUCUUCCUAACUUUCUUCUUCAUCAUCCCAAUUGCCUUUGUUCAAUCUCUUGCUACCAUCGAAGGGAUUAGGAAAGCUGCACCGUUCUUGAAGGUUAUUGUUGAGGAUAAGUUUAUGAAGUCAGUGAUACAGGGCUUUCUACCUGGUAUUGCAUUGAAGCUCUUCCUAAUCUUUCUACCAUCCAUUCUCAUGGUCAUGUCCAAGUUUGAAGGCUUUACAUCAAUCUCAUCUCUAGAGAGACGCUCAGCGUCUAGAUAUUACAUCUUCAACUUCGUGAAUGUCUUUCUUGCCAGCGUCAUCACUGGAGCUGCGUUUGAACAGCUUAGCGCUUUCCUCAACCAAUCACCAAACCAAAUCCCAAAGACCAUUGGUGUGGCUAUACCGAUGAAGGCAACGUUCUUCAUCACUUACAUAAUGGUUGACGGUUGGGCAGGUGUAGCUGGAGAGAUUCUUAUGCUGAAGCCUCUGAUUAUGUUCCAUCUGAAAAACACUUUCUUGGUGAAGACUGAGAAAGACAGAGAGGAGGCUAUGGAUCCAGGGAGCAUUGGUUUUAACACGGGAGAGCCUCGGAUACAGCUUUACUUCCUUCUUGGUCUUGUCUACGCUCCUGUGACGCCUAUGCUUCUUCCUUUUAUCUUGGUGUUCUUUGCUCUUGCUUACAUUGUGUAUCGUCAUCAAAUCAUAAAUGUAUACAAUCAAGAAUACGAGAGCGCUGCAGCGUUCUGGCCAGAUGUUCAUGGACGAGUCAUAUCUGCAUUGAUAAUAUCUCAGCUGCUUCUUAUGGGUCUAUUGGGAACAAAACACGCUGCAUUAGCUGCACCCUUUCUCAUUGCUUUGCCUGUGCUUACCAUUGGUUUCCACCGCUUCUGCAAAGGUCGUUAUGAGCCAGCCUUUAUCAGAUACCCUCUACAGGAAGCUAAGAUGAAAGAUACAUUGGAAAACGCAAGAGAGCCGAACUUGAACCUCAGAGGCUACUUGCAGAGUGCUUAUGUUCAUCCAGUGUUCAAAGGCGAUGAAGAUGAUGAUGACUAUGAUGAUGACAAGCUUGGGAAGUAUGAGGAUGAAGCCAUUAUUGUUCCUACCAAACGUCAGUCCAGGAGGAACACUCCAGCUCCUAGCAGGAUCAGCGGAGAAUCUUCACCGUCUCUGCCUUUUAGUGGUAAAGAAGUCUAG
Molecule: messenger RNA, 2639 nt
Organism: Eruca vesicaria subsp. sativa (arugula)
Lineage: Eukaryota; Viridiplantae; Streptophyta; Magnoliopsida; Brassicales; Brassicaceae
Source: the annotation of a GenBank genome assembly